AUGGAUGCACCCUGGGUCCAUCACCGCUCGGCCUAUUCUUCAGCUGACCGCUCAUAUCCGAAUUCUGCUACUUCUGCUCCUGCUACUACUAGCAGUUCUGUCGCUGGAGAAGCGCCGUCUCCCACCGACCGGAUCCCCUCCACGACUGCUCCUCCGUCUUCGCCCGCCCUCGUGCCGAUGGAGGUCCCGUCGCUGCUCUCGACGCCGUCACAGUCGUCAUCCAACUCGCAGCCGUCGCAGCUCUCGCAACAGUCGUCCCUGGAUCUGGGCUCGCCGUCGCCGCGACCUGCUGUGUACGACGGCGAUGGCCCCGAUCCACAGAGCUUGUCCGACUACUGCGCCGAUAUCAAGGUUUUGAUGGACAUAGACGCGCAAGUGCAAGCUCUGGGCAUCCACGACUCUCCCUCGCCAACCGCCAGCCGUGACGGCAACAGCAACUUCGAUUCCAGAGAGAACGCUUCUUCUUACUCCCUCGAGCCUCACCGCCACGGCCAGAUGGGCGCAUUCCGCCACUCCCCGCGCUUCGAUCAGGCAUCGCGCCCCAUCGUCUCGGACAACUGGCGCGCAAAGUCGGCUGCAGACUCGGCCGGGCCGCUGGUGAGCUCGCUGGUGACGACGGCGAAGCCGAGCACUCCCACAACGCAAAGCCAGGCCCAAGCCCAGCCGCGCACUUCCUUCGUCUACACGCCCGCACGCACCCCCCUGACGGCGCCAUCCAACACCGGCACCGCAGGCUUCGCCCAGCCGAACCCCAAUCCCCUGCCAACGCCAGCGUCGCUGUCGACGCCUGUCUCCAUGUCAGCUCCCAGCCACAGCCAGAACCACGGCCAUGGUUAUGGCCAUCACUCCUCCACGGGCAGUCUCGCGCUCUCCGCGCCCGCCUACUCCCCGGUGUCCGCAAGAAGCGGAAACCCGGACCCGCCCUCCGGCAGCCAGAUGACGGGCAGUCUCUUGAGCGCCAACCACGCCAACACUGACGCAAACACGAGCUUGAUUACGAAGCCGAACACGACCAGCACGGUGGCGACCUUCCCCGUGGCGCUGCCCGCCGACGCGCUCGGCUACUGCUUCGUGCGCCCCAACGGCAUGCGCACGCGCCUGGUGCCCGUCGACAUGCUGCCGUUUGCGCUGCAGGGCAUCCCGCCGCACGAGAGUCCCGGCGAGCGCCUGGUUGCCCUGCCCGUGCCGGGGGGCGUGGGCGCCGAUGGGCGGUCGAGCAACACGCAGAUGUUGCGGGCGGUCAAUCAACCCAAUGGCAGCGGUGGUGACGCGAUCCAGUCCCAGGGUCAGCCGCACCACACCGGCGCGCCCAAGCGCAUGAAGGUCUACUGCGACAAGUGGGUGCACGAGGGCGUGUGCGCCUUCACGCAGCAGGGGUGCAAGUACAAGCACGAGAUGCCGUCCGACCGCGCGACCCAGCACCAGCUCGGCCUGUUCCUCGGCUACCCGGCCUGGUGGAAGAGGCGGCAGGCCGAGCUGGCCAGGGUCGUUCCUGUCGUUGGCGCCAGCGCCGCUGCGGCGGCGGCAACAACAACAACAAACAGGGAGGGGGGGGAUGUCGCUGCUUCUUCUUCUUCGCCUGCUUCUUCUUCUGGUGCGGUCGCGGCGACGUCGGUGACGGCGACGGCGACGUCAACGUCAACAUCGACGGCUGGCGGGCGGAGGAGGGUUGGGGAUGAAACUGGUGCCGUGCGUGGGAUUGAUGGCGUUGCGGGGCGGAGGUUCGGGGUGGACGCGGUGAGGCCGAGACAGAUCAUUGGAUGUGGGGGCGUGAACGGGAUGGAUAUCAGCAUGGUAACAAGUGACAGUGAGAGAGAGGCGGGUGGUGCUGGGUUUGACCACUGGCUGCCGACACAGGGCCAGACCGGUGGGAGCCUCGGGCUGACUGGCUCGCGCUGGGGGCUGGCCAGCGGCAAUGGACCCGGGUUUUCCCCGACCACCGCCACUGCCCCUCAGACAGGCCGGGACAGGCUGCUGCGACCGACGUGGCGGUUCGGCGUCACACCUCAGAGCGGCGACGGCCAGACACUGCAGGGAUCUGACGGCCUGGGCGGGUACCGUCCUGCUGGUGCUGAGUUCGCGACGACGGGACUCUUCACGCGGGCCUGGCCGUGGGAGCAGCAGCAGUAUGCACUUCCCUCGUCCCAGACGCAGACGCAGACACAGCAUCGCCCGCAGGGGCAGUCCAACACCACCUACAGCUACGGUGCCGCAUCACCAUGCACAUUCGCAUUCCACCCCAUCACCACAACCACCAGCGCCCCGUCCUCCCCCUUCGGCCCCAUCGCGCCGCCGACGCCGCGCAGCGCCCGCCCGCAGCAGCCCGACAACCACACGACCACCACCGCCACGACACCCAGCACCCGCCGCAGCAGCCCGCUGCGAAACCGGCGCGCGUCGACAACAACAACCAGCCCGUACGCAGGCCCCAGCAGCCCUCUCCACGCCCCGGCCGGCGAGGCGGACAACGGCAACUGCAAGGACAAUGAUAGCGGUAACGACAACAGCGAGGCCGCCGGCGGCGACGAGGGACAGUCGCGGAAUAGCGGUUUGCUGCGCGGUCUCAAGUUUGAGUAG
Messenger RNA from Thermothielavioides terrestris NRRL 8126, 2577 nucleotides. RefSeq lists its product as uncharacterized. Gene Ontology annotation, molecular function: metal ion binding. The record is from RefSeq and is a predicted model, not a curated record. The transcript is spliced from 4 exons. NCBI's taxonomy places the organism in Eukaryota, Fungi, Ascomycota, Sordariomycetes, Sordariales, Chaetomiaceae. Bases 1 to 2577 code for a protein of 858 amino acids.